AUGACUGCCACGGCGAAUUCUGGAAACACUAGAAAAGUCACGUUUAUUUUGGUGGUUGAAUCAGCCCAGGACAGCAACGGCUCUAGCGUCUCAAUUCGUUAUCAAGAACCAAAUCGAUCGACCCGUGAGGAAAUCGAGUGGGAAUUCAAUGACAAGGCAAUUAUAGCCAUACUCGUGUUUAUAGCGGUGUCUUUGGUUAUUUCAUUCAUCAUCACUUUUAAUUCAGUUGACUAA
Caenorhabditis remanei is the source of this 234-nucleotide messenger RNA. RefSeq lists its product as uncharacterized. The coding region runs from base 1 to 234 and encodes 77 amino acids. NCBI's taxonomy places the organism in Eukaryota, Metazoa, Nematoda, Chromadorea, Rhabditida, Rhabditidae. The record is from RefSeq and is a predicted model, not a curated record. The transcript has a single exon.